Calliphora vicina (urban bluebottle blowfly) is the source of this 4524-nucleotide messenger RNA. It is a transcript of the gene centrocortin, whose product is annotated as cerebellar degeneration-related protein 2-like. The transcript is spliced from 7 exons. The record is from RefSeq and is a predicted model, not a curated record. Lineage: Eukaryota; Metazoa; Arthropoda; Insecta; Diptera; Calliphoridae. The coding region runs from base 183 to 3314 and encodes 1043 amino acids.
AAACUAUUACCAAACAGCUUUAAUUAAAACUCAAUAAGUUUUACACAAAAUAACAAACAAAUUCUCAAACCAUUUGGGAAUUACAAACAAAAGUUCUUUACAGAACAUGUUAAGAAAAUUGUUCUAAAACAAAUAAUAAUUUUAAUUACAACACAACUUAAAUACAAAAAAAACACAUAAAAAUGAGUGAUAUAAAAAUUGGAGAAUCGAAUAAAAAUGCCUUAAAUGCAGCCAGCAGAGGUAAUAGCAACAAAACCAGUAAACCAUUUUGUUCGCUGGCGUAUCUGGCCAAAAGUACAAUUGCCAUAAAUGGUACCAACGACAUCAGAACUAUAAAUGGUCAUGGCAGCUGCAGCAGCACUGCAAGCAAAAACAACAGCCAAAGCCACACCAACUUGAAUAAUGGCAAUAAUUGUCAGCCAUCAACGCCAAAUGUGGCAGCUACAGCGAAAGUGAAUGAACGUGGAUCACCAUCAUUGCCAACAGGUGCCAGCACCACAGUUAAUGGUCAUCACACACAGAACGGUAAUAACUAUCAGACAUCCACGACCAGCAACUCGAAUAAAAAUAAUAACAACAUCCACAACACCUGCCCCGACUACAAACACAACUCGAAUGGUAGAUCUAGUGUGUCCGAUGUCUUUGGCAUCAUCAAUGAGGAGGACAUGGAAAAUUGUUGCGAUCAAGUGGAUGGCGAAAUGUCAAAUGACUUGAGACGUCCUUGGGAGCUGACAAAUGGUUCAUAUGUUAAACGUGUGCCGCCCUCAUUAAUGACCACAAAUGGCGGCCACAUAAAUGGUCUGCCCUCACUUUCCAAACUUAACAGUCUAGAUUGUUGGGAUUACACGAUCGAGCUAGAAUGUCUGCAAGGGCCACAAGAUCUUCAAUUGGCUGCUGAAUUGGGUAAAACUUUACUGGAACGCAACAAAGAAUUGGAAACUCUGCUAAAGGAUCACAAACAUACAAUUGAGGAACAAGAACAGGAAAUUGUGUAUUUGAAAAAGCAUACCACUGCGUUGCGGGAAGUAAACGAUUCUCGUUUAAAGGUCUAUGAACAAUUGGAAGUCGGUAUACAAGAUUUGGAGCGUGCCAACCAUCGCUUGCUCGUUGAGAAUACCGCCGAUAAAAAGCAUAUAAAAACGCUUGGUCAUAAUAUCGAGACUUUGGAAGCACGCUGUGAAGAACUGACUAAACAAUUAGAUGAAUGCCGUCAAUCUUUGACCUUUGAGAGACGCAAAAAUGAACGUCUCUUGGCGGAGAAAAGCAAGCAGGGCUGUGAUGCCAAUGGUGUUAAAUUGAAACCCACUUUGAAUUCGGAUUCGAACAAUUCACCCUCAGAUACCCAGCAAAUGGGUUACGAUGCCAAUACUACCGCCCCAGAAAACUGUAGCUAUGCUUUUGCCACUCCUUCUCCUAAGAACAAUGCCAACUCGACGGGUAUUAGUGGAAUUGAUGGUGAUAGUUCGUUUGACUUGAGCAUGGUGUGUGGUCAAGAGGGCAAUGAUGAAAUCAUAAAAUUGGUUAGUGAUCUAGAGACCACCAAAAGGGCUUUUAUGUGUGAACAACAAAGAUGUGGUGAAUUGGAGGAACAAUUGGUGUCAAUAAUUCAAGAAAAUCAAUCUUUACAAAGUCGUAUUGCUCAAACAAGUGCCACCGAGGAAAUGAAAUCCAUGCAUGAUGAAUUAUCUAUAUUAGAUGAAGUGCGGCAAGGUCAAAUGUGCAGUCGUUGUUUGCGCUCUAUGGAUGAUCGCCUCAUGAUUAAUGAUGAACAAUCCUCGUUGGCACCCACCGAGGAAUGUGAGGAAGAUGAAGAGCGCAGUUUGCUGGACUUGGAAGGCAAUCGUGAUGAUAAUGCCAGUGAACAUUCACAGGCAGCCUACCGCAGCAGCAUGUCCAUUAAGGUUACGCCACAACAUCCCGAUUCUUUGGAUUUGAAUAUACCAGGUAGUCCCAAUCCCUAUCGUGAUUUGGUGGAAAAAUAUGAAGCCUUAUUGGAGGUGCAACGUUCAUCGAUUGCUCGCAAAAAUAAUCACAUUGCUAUGGGUGGUAAUGGUGGUGGUGUUGGCAUGUCUUUGGCCGAAGAAUUCCAGUCAUCCGGUGAGUUUGCUCAAACUCAAAAGCUCAUGUUCCAGGCGGCACAUGGUGAAAAUAGCGGUAAUUGUAAUGCCUCCAACAAUGGCGAUGCUGCCAGCAGUUGCAAUGGCAGCAUGAACAAUGACUCCAACAAUUCAAAUACCAAAAAUGAUAAAAAUCGUGGUCGCACUCCAACGGAAUUCUCUGAAGCGGAAACCUCCUCUUCAGGCUUCUCGGAUGAGACCAGCAACAAGGGCACCCAAACUGAUGAAAGACCCGGCUAUUUCCUAUGUUCCAUUGGUGAUGGUGAAGACUGUACUAUUAGCAUUUAUGAUGAUGUCAGCCCAAUUGAUUCACGCUUCCGCAACCGUCCUGAGUACCGGGAAUUGUUUAAGGAAAUCUUUGCCGUACUCAAGAAGGCUGCCGAAAACAAAGAAGAGGGCGACAAGUUACCUUUGCUGGAUGAUACUCAUCCCAAUGGCGUAACAGCUCAAAAAGUGCCACCUGUAACUCCUGCCAAUGAAGAAUUGCCGGUUGAUUUUGCCGAUGAUGCUCAAAGUGUUAUAUCCUCGGCCGUUUCGGAACAGUCCUUUGCCAUGUCUGAGUGCAUUACCAAAUUAGAACGCAAAACAGCCAAAAAACACAUCAUUGAGAAGAAUCAGGAAAACAAGCCUCCCAUGGCCGCCUCCGUUGCUCAACUGUCGUCGCCUAGUGGCAAGCAAAUUGUAGAGAAUGGUCGCAUAUUGACACCCUUAAAGCGGGAACCUUUGGACUAUUUGGCCGUUGGUGUAGGUAUUAAGAAGAAGAAUCGUCGCAAGAAUCGCAACUUCUCCAGUGAUCGCUCUGAGUCUCCUUUGGCUUUGCCAACACCACCGCGCAUCUUUGUGGCCAGCGGCAAGAAACGCAAAGAGGUGCGUCCCUAUGUAGAGUCACCUAUGGCUGCCACCCCAGAUCCCUACAACACGCCCGGUUCAUCGCGUGGUGGCUCUCGAGGUGCUCCCAAAUAUGAAUGGAAUGGUAAUUCCAUGAUCAUUUAUAAUCGUUCUGCCCGAGGACGUAGCGCCACGGGUGAAGUUGAUGUAUCGAACAUACCCUAUCGGCCCAGUACUGUAUCCCAAGAUUUGCACAAACUAAAGAAACUUGACUUGUCAUAUGCGGAAGUCUUAAGACGUGCUGACGCCUGCAAACAACAUCAUCAUUCUCAACAGCAGCAACAAAGACGAAGGAAUCAUCGUCACUAAAUUAACGAACAACAACAAAGAAAUCUUAAAACAAAACCCCCCCCAGUGUAAUCAAGAAAACAUAAGUAGUCUUCAUAAAUUUAAGUACGUGUCUUUGACGGCUCUCCCCCCACCCACUCUUAAUGAUCACUAAAGACACCCACUCUCUCAUUUGAUUGUUUAUAAUAUUCAAAUUUGUAUAAUUUAAAAUUUAGAUGUAACUGCCCCCAAAAAGCAAAACAACAAAACAAAAAACCAGCCCGAUCAAGAGAAACCAAGUACAUAAUAUUAAGAAUUAUUCAUCUGCCAUUGAAGCUGAAUCUCUCAGUUGUUUCAUAUUCUCCCUUCCCCUCUUCUUAAAAACUUUAUUUAUCCUUUUACCUAAUUUUUUUUUAUUCAUUUAACUCCCUCCUCCUGAUUAUGUAAUUAUUAUUAUUAUGAUUUCCAUCAAAUUUUAUUUACAAUUUUAAAUUGUUUCUUUUUUUAGAAAAAAAGCGUAGCUACGUUUAAAUUUAGUUUUUUUUUUUUCAAAAAAUUAUAUUUUUUAAAAAAAUGUCCUUUUUACUUUGAAAACUUUAACAAAUCAAACAUUUAAUUUUAAGUGCAUAUGUAUCGCAAAGAGUUUUAUUUUUGAUAAUUGUGGGCUUAGCGCACAAUCCGCAUUAUUUCUUUUUUAAAGUUUACAAACAAAAAAAGUUAAUUUUUUUAGUAUAUUUUAUUUGUAUUUGCUUUAAUUUUUUUUAAUUAUAAUUUUUUAUUUUGUAAAUAGUAUGAGUUUAAAACCAAAUUUCUUUAAGUCUUAAAUCAACGAAUUCUGUUUUUUGUAUUGUGUAUGAGUAAAUAAUCCCUCUUCAUUAUCUCCCAUUUAAUUUAAAACAAAAUUUAACUAAAAAUCUUGCAAAGUAAUUUAAACAACAACAAAAUACUUAUAGUCGACUUGAAAAAAUAUCUAAUAAUAAAAACAACCAAUAACUUUUAAAAAUGUUUAUUUAAAUUUUAACCAACUUAUUAAUUAUUAUAUUUAAACAACUUUGGCUGAAACGUAUGUUAGAUAAAGUGUUUUCACAAACAUUUUAUCUUGUGAAACACAGAAUUUUUACUUGAUUUGAAUUAAGAUACAAUUAACUAACUAAAAAAUAAUACAAAACAACAAAACAAACAAAUACACAUAAUGAACAGUAUAGUAUGUACUCAAAAUAAAACAAAAACAUUGAAUUAUUGAAAAAAAAAA